GACAUGUAUAACCAGAUUUUGUACUCCGAUAUAACUGCACAGCGGUCAAACUCAAUUCCCCGGGAAAACAUACAAUUCACUGAUAUCCUUCAAUUACAAUAUACUCUAUCACUGGAAGUAUGUCUUCAUUGGAACUUAUCGACAGGCUAGGCUCGCUGGGACUUGUGCCAUCCCACAGGAUUAUAGUAGGUGUUGACUAUGGUACCACUUAUACCGGCGCCAGCUAUGUGAGCACCAAAGGCAAGGCUGAUCUAGACAACAUUGUUCUUAUCAGCUCAUGGCCCGGUCCAACGAGGGACACUGAGAAAAUUUUAAAAACACCAUCCCGGAUCGCAUAUAAAGUGGACAAUCCACAGGUUAGCAAACAACGAUGGGGAUAUCAAGUUGAGCCGGGGAUGAUGGCAUACUCUUGGACCAAGCUGCUUCUGGAUGAGAAUACACCACUCACGAAAUACGACGAUGCUACCCUGGAUGAUUCCUCUGGGACGGGUAUCCUAAAAUUACCCAAAGGCAAGACUGCAGUGGACGUGGUCUCUAACUAUUUAUCUGAGGUAUACAAGCAUAUUCUCAAGUCUAUUGCCAAGCAGAUCACGGACGAGGCGCUUAGCAUCACACCACUGGAGUUCUGGUUCACGGUUCCUGCGAUAUGGUCUGACCAAGCGCAAUCUGCAACUCGAACAGCUGCCCAACGAGCAGGAUUUGGAAGUCGGAUGGGUGACCAUAUAUUCCUGAUCAGCGAACCAGAGGCUGCAGCUAUUGCGGCGUUGAAAAAAUACACGACCAAUUCAAUGGGGGGCUCUGUAAAGCCCGGAGAUGGUGUUCUCAUCUGUGAUUGCGGAGGUGGUACUGUGGAUAUUACGACCUACCUAGUGGAAGCAACGCAUCCGGAGCUAAUAUUCGAGGAGCUUUGCACGGGAAUCGGGGGGAAGUGUGGUUCCACUGCGGUGGACCGUAAUCUCUACCAGCUCAUGUCCGACAGAUUUGGUGACGCAUUUGAUAGUCUACCUAUGAGGAGGAAGGGCCCUGGGAGUGAAUUCAUGAAGAAUUUUGAGGUCAUCAAGAGAGACUUUGGUAAUUCAGAUGAGGAGAGGAUCUUCGAGCUUCCCAUAAACAUGACAGUUGAAGACCCAAAUCCGCAGCAUUUUGAUGACGAAGAGCGCAUGGUGAUAAUCCAUAGUGAUGACCUAAGAUCGAUCUUUGAUCCUGUUGUCAACCAGAUUCUCAGCCUGGUCCGUCAACAGAUGAAAGACGCUGUUGCGGAAGCUGGAAGAGGUGUCAUCAAUAGGGUUAUUCUAGCCGGCGGUUUUGGCGAUUCGGAGUAUCUCCGGGAGGCCUUUAGAAAGGAGUUUUGGUCGACUGAUAGAGUAACAGUCACCGUGCCCGACAAUCCGCAAGCCGCUAUUGUUCAGGGUGCUGCCCUCCGUGGUCUCCAGGGCUUACGGUCGACGGCGAAGAAAUGUCGCCGGCAUUAUGGAACUGUAAUCGGGAUUCCAUUCCGCGAGGGCAUUGACAGUGAGCAUGAUUCUUAUAUUGACUCAUUUAGCGGCAAAAAAAUGGUUUCAGGUAUCAUGGAAUGGAUAAUUGCGAAGGGCGAAAAAUACUCAGAUAACCACAGCUGUAUGGUUCCGUUUUAUAGGAACCAUCGGGAUUUCUAUGGGUUGAAAUUCUAUGAAAAGCUCUAUUCAUGUGAUUCGAAUCAUGAUCCAGAACGAGUUGAUGAACCAGGUUCGUAUCCCUGGUCCCAUAUCACGAGCUCUCCAUCUAACACUCAUCUUGAAGGGGUCCGCUGUGUUGGAAGUAUUUGUACAGACUUGACAGGUGUCGAUCUUGGUUUAUUUGAUUACAAGUAUGACUCAAUCGGGAAAGUCUACAGAAUUGAAUUCGAGCUGAAAGUGGUCUUUGGCGCUCGAGAAGGGCUGCUUAAAUUUGAAACCAUCUGCCAAGGGAAAGUUAGUGGCAGCACAACAAUCGAUUUCAGCACGGCAAAAUUCUACUGAGUGUAGGUGUGACAUGGACUUAAAGAGAGGGAAUAUUAAAGCAUAAUGUG
Messenger RNA from Aspergillus ruber CBS 135680, 2047 nucleotides. RefSeq names its product Hsp70 family protein. Gene Ontology annotation, molecular function: ATP binding; ATP-dependent protein folding chaperone. NCBI's taxonomy places the organism in Eukaryota, Fungi, Ascomycota, Eurotiomycetes, Eurotiales, Aspergillaceae. The coding region runs from base 120 to 1997 and encodes 625 amino acids. The record is from RefSeq and is a predicted model, not a curated record. The transcript has 9 exons.